This is a messenger RNA of Falco peregrinus (peregrine falcon), 10509 nucleotides long. It is a transcript of the gene KDM7A, whose product is annotated as lysine demethylase 7A. Lineage: Eukaryota; Metazoa; Chordata; Aves; Falconiformes; Falconidae. The coding region runs from base 168 to 2924 and encodes 918 amino acids. Gene Ontology annotation, biological process: protein demethylation; regulation of transcription by RNA polymerase II. The transcript is spliced from 20 exons. The record is from RefSeq and is a predicted model, not a curated record. Gene Ontology annotation, molecular function: histone demethylase activity; transcription coregulator activity.
GCGCGCUGUUGUCCGCUCGCUCCCGCGCCGCCUGCCCGUGCCUGCCUGCCGGCAGCGGGGCGCGCGCGGCGUGUGGGGCUGGCACGCGCGCUGUUGUUAUUGGUGCCGCCGGCCGCGGCAGGGGGAGGGGGAGCGGGCGGGCGCCUCAGUCAGUGAGUUCUUUAAAGAUGGCUGGAGCGGUGGCGGCUGCCGCGACUCCUGUGUACUGCGUGUGCCGGGAGCCCUACGACGUGAGCCGCUUCAUGAUCGAGUGCGACAUCUGCAAGGACUGGUUUCACGGCAGCUGUGUUGGGGUAGAGGAGCACCAUGCUGUUGACAUUGAUCUAUACCAUUGUCCCAACUGUGCAAUUCUCCAUGGACCUUCUCUAAUGAAGAAGAGGAGGAACUGGCACAGACAUGACUACACAGAGUUGGACGAUGGUUCCAAACCAGUGCAGGCAGGAACACGGACCUUUGUUAAACAGCUGCGGGCUCGCUCUUUCCCAAGUGCUGAUGAAGUAAUUUUAAAAAUGCAUGGAAGCCAGUUGACACAAAGAUACUUGGAGAAACAUGGGUUUGAUGUUCCCAUUAUGGUUCCUAAAUUAGAUGGUCUGGGGCUCAGACUUCCUCCGCCAACUUUCUCCGUUUUAGAUGUGGAACGCUAUGUAGGUGGCGACAAAGUGAUAGAUGUAAUAGAUGUAGCAAGACAAGCAGACAGUAAAAUGAAGCUCCAUAAUUAUAUUAAAUAUUUCACAAAUCCUGACCGACCAAAAGUAUUGAAUGUGAUCAGCCUGGAAUUCUCGGACACAAAGAUGUCUGAAUUAGUGGAAGUACCAGAUAUUGCCAGAAAGCUUUCAUGGGUGGAAAAUUAUUGGCCAGAUGAUUCCGUCUUCCCUAAGCCUUUUGUUCAGAAGUAUUGUUUGAUGGGUGUCCAGGACAGCUAUACCGAUUUUCAUAUCGACUUUGGAGGAACGUCAGUUUGGUACCAUGUUCUCUGGGGUGAGAAGAUAUUCUAUUUGAUCAAGCCCACGGAUGAAAAUUUGGCUCUGUAUGAGUCUUGGAGUUCCUCUGUAACCCAGAGUGAAGUAUAUUUUGGGGACAAAGUUGACAAAUGUUACAAAUGUGUUGUGAAGCAAGGACACACUUUAUUUGUUCCAACAGGCUGGAUUCAUGCUGUGCUCACAUCUCAGGAUUGUAUGGCUUUUGGAGGAAACUUUUUGCACAACCUCAAUAUUGGCAUGCAGCUCAGGUGUUAUGAAAUGGAGAAGAGGCUAAAAACCCCAGAUCUUUUCAAAUUCCCUUUCUUUGAAGCCAUCUGUUGGUUUGUCGCCAAAAACUUACUGGAAACAUUGAAAGAACUGAGGGAAGAUGGUUUCCAGCCUCCAAGCUAUUUAGUACAAGGAGUGAAGGCUUUACUUACUGCUUUAAAAUUAUGGAUGAAAAAAGAACUUGUAACAGAACAUGCCUUUGAAAUUCCAGACAACAUUAGGCCUGGGCAUCUCAUAAAAGAGCUCUCAAAAGUGAUUCGUUCUGUAGAGGAGGAAAACAGCAAACUAGUUAAAACUCAGGGAAUUCUCGGUGUGUGUCCAACUUCACGGUCUUCGCAUGAAACAACUUCGCCUCACCACUCCAGACGAAGGGUGAGGAAACUGCGAGAUCAUGCCACCAAAACUCCUUCCAAUCUGGACAUCCUUGAACUCCACACUAGGGAGGUACUGAAAAGGCUGGAGAUGUCACCUUGGGAGGAGGAUACCGCAAGCUCGAAACUGAAUGGGAGAUUUAACAAGCCCUUUCAGCCAUCUUCUACAGUACCUGAAUGGCGAACAAAAGACAAUGAUCUUCGCCUUCUGCUCUCAAAUGGAAGAAUAAUUAGAGAUGAGAGACGCCCAUUUACUGAUCGAAGUCUUUACACAGCAGAUAGUGAGGAUGAAGAUGACAGAACAAGGUCAAAAAAGACGACUGUUAAGGUAGAAGACCAGCCCUCAGGGUCUGAAGGAGAAGGGAAUGCAGAUGCCCAGAAACCACUGAACAUGUUCUUUGAAAGUGUGAAAUCAGAACUCAGGAAUGGAUCCUCAGAGUACUCUGAUAUUUCUGAUUCAGAAGAAUCUGAGCCUGAUUGCACUACACAGCAGAAGGAUUCCUCCACAGAGGAGUCGGAAAGCUCAGGUGAUGAAGAGAAACAGGAAGUAACAUCCAAUUUCAAAGAGGACUCUAAGGUCAUGAGAGACUUUUGUCAAAAUACCCAGAAGCCAUCCAGAAACGAAACUCCCAGUAAAAAGGAAUGUCCUACCUCGACAAGUACAGAAGAAGAAGCUAUUCAGGGCAUGCUUUCUAUGGCAGGAUUGCACUAUACUACAUGUUUACCAGGUCAUACUCAAAGCACAGACUGCACAGAUAAAAGAACCUCUCUUCAGGAACACAGAAGCUACCCCAGGAGUCGGCAUAAAGACAGACAGCCAUCUCAGAGCCACAAAACAGUAGAAUGUGGUAGGUCCAUGAAGGAAGAAGAAGGAGACUUGGGGACUUCGGGAUGGACUAGACACCUGAAUGAAGCUUCGAGGAUUACCCCUCAGGAUACCAGUAAAACUCAAAAAUAUAUCAAGAAAGAGUGUGCAUCAGAAGCCAAUCAUAAGGUUCAGGAAAACAGAAGUAUAAUCCACAACAACAGCUUGAGUUUUCAGCAUGGCAAGUACACUCGAGACUCCAAUCUAAUUCAAGGAGAAUGUCGGCUGAGUGACGGCAGCCUUAGCCCUGAUAGGCCCUAUGGUGAAACAUCCUUGUCUGUACCACUUCAUCCAACAAAGAGGCCAGCAUCAAAUCCACCCCCUAUCAGCAACCAGGCGACAAAAGGCAAACGUCCAAAGAAAGGAAUGGCAACUGCUAAGCAGCGCCUUGGGAAGAUCUUGAAGCUGAACCGAAAUGGCCAUGCACGCUUCUUUGUUUAAUGUAGCUGCUACUUCUACUACUGCUGUCUUUCCUACACAGACCAGUAUUGAGGUCAACAGAGCCUGGAGCUGCUGUUAUUCCUCUGCUUGAAGCAGACUUGCAUGUACCAUAUAAAACACUGCCUGAUGAACAAAAACGAGGAAAAAAAAAAAAAAAACCAACAAAAAAAAAAACAACCCAAUGCUGCAUUUUCACUGUGCCACACCUGCUCAGCAAUAACCAUAUGGGAAUGGGGAAAUCUUCAGAGAGACAUGGACUGUGAGAAACAGUCUCUCGUCAGGGCUUGAAUAUCAUUUGUUGCUGGUAGUUUCUGACCUAAUUAAUGAGAGGAAGAUGAUGAAGGUGGUUUAUCAAUAAUUUAUUUCUGAUAGAUUUUGACAACUUUUAAAUUCAUUUAAGAAACCUAUUUAUUUGGAAGGCUUUUUUUGUGAGUUAUUAAUUUAGAUUUAAGAAUGUGAAAGUUUUUAAUUGUUUUGAUAAUGUAUGUUUGGUGCAGUGGAGAGCCACAUUAAUUGUGAUUAGUCUGGACUCCUAAAUUUGGUAUUCAGGUUGUAGUCUUACAUAGGGGUGAGAUGCAUUAUUAAUUAUUUUUUAAAUUAAGGCAUAUGGAAUCUUAUUUUUUUUCCCUGCUUUUUGUAAGCUGUUGGCUGGGCUUCUGUUGACUUGCAAGUUGCAUAUUCUCUGCCAGCUUGAUUAUUUUUUGACCUGUCCUCUUUAAUACAGAUUUAUUUAUUUGAUGAACUAAAGAGACUCCUAAAGACAGAAGAAUCUUCUUAUGUCAGUCCAGUAGCUAACUUGUUUUAAACUGCACCCCUUUCCUCCAAAUUGGAGAGCAUACUUUUCCUUCUGAUGAUCUGUCUGUGAUGAUUUUCUUCUGUAAAAAGACUCCCUGAAAUUGUAUUUGUACAGGUUACUUAAGAGUUGGUACAAAGGAGGCAAACGUAUCUUUUUGGAGGAACGGGGACAUCAGUUAAGAUAAAUGUUUCUUCAGAAUAAUUACUCUGAAGUAACUCAUAAGAUAUACAUUGCAGUCUUAAGAUUUGGCGUACUACUUAAUGUAGCAUGGAAGAAGCAUUAAAAUAUUAUUAUUGUACUUUAAACACAUUUUACUGAAGAGUCAGGAAGGCAGGAGAAUGUGUGUUGCUUUCAAAGCUGGGUGAAACAGCCAAUUAAAAGUCUUAACUGGUGCAUAUAUAAGCAUUAAAGUAGCUUACUGGUAUCAGAAUGCUCAUUUGUGUCAGGCUUCAUACUGAGCUGAUAGCAAAUGCCAAUUCUGAAUUAUUGUAAAUACUUUUGAUUUAAAAUUUGUAUUUUUCUGUAAUAUAAAAUUAAAUAUUUAACUUUUGGGGGCUGGGGAUGAAGGCGGAAAGGGGAAUACUUUUACUUGAUUCUGGAAAAAGGGCAUUUUGUAGGGUCCAGCCAAAAUGUAAACAUUAAUAUGCUGGUGACAACAAUAUUGUUGGUUGUUUGGGGUUUAUUUUUUGGUUGCUAAGAGUAAAAAUACUCAGGCAUAGUUCUCCAAGUCAUUGAAUUGAUUUAACUUUCCAUACCAGUCUUUCCUUCCUCCAUAUUCUAUACUGGAAUUGUUUUCUCUUGUUGUGGUUUAAAAACAAACUCAGUUGGACUUUCUAGAACAUUUGUGCAGAAUUAUUUUAUCUAGGCUAGAUGAUGAAUGACUUUACAAAUUUAUGGAAGUAGUUCUGAUGUCAAGUGUUUUUGAUUGUUGCAGGGUCAGAGCUAUUUAGCAUUAUGUUAUCCUGUUUCUGAACUGAGAAACAUCAAAACAUAAUGCGAUUGCAAGUAAGUCAGGUAGCUUUCAUGUCUUUACUUUCUCUGGAGCUUAAAAACUGUAACUUCUUGACUUUAUAGUUUUUUGUGUGUGUGCUUAUGGGUGAAUUUUUUUAACCUUUUUUUGUUUUCUAAUUAUGGUUUCACAAAAGUGUGUUUUCAGUCUGUUUUGAUUUGUUGGGGUUUUUUUAAUUUACUGCAAGCUAUUAGCCUUGUUUAGACUAUUGGGAACGGAGGUAACAGGAUUUCUAAAAAGCAGAAGAUAAGCUAAGAGGUACUCUACAGGUGCUGAAAGUCACUAGGAGUACUUGCUGUUCUCAGGUGCUAUGUUUUCCAGGUGGAAAUAAUUAAAAGAGAAUAUUUUAACUGUCUUUAAUAUGUUCUCACCAAAGUAAGUCAAAGAAAUAAACCAUGUUGUCAAUAUUAGGUAAAAUUAUAUAUCCAUAUAAAUAUUCUCUGUGCUUACGCUUGAGCAAAUGGAUUAAUGCCUGCCAGGCUUUGGAAACUGUUUUAGCUUUAGCGUAUUGAACCAAACUGUUUCCUUCUUGCUGGCUGUAUAAUUUUUAAGAAAAGUAAAAUUCAGUUUAGGGCCGGAAUCAGAUUCAGAACAGAAUGAAGAAUGAGCUCGCUCUCCUUAAAGGCAGUUUUUUAAGAAUACUUAUCUGAAAUAGAAGUAUGCCAGAAUAGAAUCUGGAGUAAGGAAUUUGAAAAUAUGGAGUAUGCUUUCUUGUACCCGUAACUGGCUUAUACAAAGUCUCUUUUCUGACCAUCUGCAUUAUUUAUCUGUAUGUUACAGUUUGAACACAGAUGUGGCUGGACCCAUAUAUAUUAUUUCUUCUUGAUUUUAUUCUUUCACUACUCUGUUUUCUACCUUUUUUUUCAAAGUGGCUCUCCACUGUCAUGAAUUUAUGUAAUAGUCUCUUCACAGGCUGUCAACAGGCAAGGUUCAUUCCCAUUUUCUUCAGAUAUCCAUGCUUCCAGCAGAAGUUAAUUCUGAUGUUUCACCUCAGAAUAAGUAACACAAAAGAAAUUGCCAUGAUGAGCAGUAUUAAUAAAAAAAAAAAAAAAAGAAAAAAAAAAGAAAAAAAAUGGGGGAAAAAAGAAGAAAAAAGAAGUCUCCUGGUAGCUCAUGAAGAGGAUGUAGUGACCUCACUUGUUUUGUGUACUUGUAUGUAGGGAUAAAUUUAGAUGAAAACACUACUGCACCAAUCUUUCUGUAGAUGGACUGAACCUUGUGUUGUUGUAGUGGAGAGAAAAAGCCCUAUUUUUUUUCUUGCUGUUUCACUUGGGGUGGAAGAGGGAGGGAGUAGGGAACACUGACUGGACAACAAAGAGAAUUAAGCCCACUAUGGUAACUCGUUUUCAAGGAUAAUCUUUUUUGAAAAGUCAGAGAACUUGGAUUUGGCAUAAAACUUAAUAUUUAUUUUUUUUUUUUUUUUACACAGAACAGUAGGAAAUAUUGUAGGGGUUUUCCCAUUCUCUAAGUUCUCACGUUCCUGCAAUUGGAGAAAAAAAAAAAGAAACAAGCAUGAAAAUGGAAAGGCCACCUAGAAACUAUAUCAAAGACUCUUCCAGCAACUUUCCCUUUUCUUCUUCUACUAUACUUGCUAAUAAACCCUGGCUACAAGGUAGCCUUUGUUGACCUCUGAGGUAGAUUACCUAUGCAACCUAUAAUACUCUACAUGAAUCCAUUCUUAAAGACAAUUUUGAAAGGGUUAGAUGUUGAGUUAAAAUUGUUGCUUUCUGAUCACAUGGGCCAUUUGGGGGUUUUGGUUUUUUUGGUGGUUGAAGUGCUUGCAUUAUCUUUAGUAGAGAGAUAAGAGCACAGUGUCAUCACAUUUUAGAAGCUUCAGCUUUGCUAUGUGGCAAAAGCUACCUUCAUUCAUAAGGCCUUUAAACUGUAAAUGUUGAAAAUUUUUGCAGGGUUUUGGAGUCAGAGCUGGUGUGAAUCUUUCUACCCCCUUUUUGGGAAUUGUGGAGACUGAGCAGAACCGAAGCUAGAACGACAUGGUACUACAAGCCUAUAACUAGUGCCCUGUUCAGGCUCCACAUGUUCAUCUAUCCCUUCAGACCCCCACCAUGACCCCCCAGAUCAGUGUCUUUCCAGAGUUUCAUUCAUGUAAUACUUCCAUUAAAAGCUGUUUGUAGCUCUGGGGUUGAGUGAGCCCAGAGCUACUCUUUCACAGAAGAAAUAUAAAUGGAACCAAGGGCCUUACUAUUUGCGGUUAAACAAGAUUAAAAGCUGCAACAUCCAUUUUUCCAAAAAAUAAAAACCCAACAAAAAAAACCCACCCCAACAAAAAGCACCCUAUUUGUGGGAGCGUGUGAGUGAUAAAUCAUGCAGUGGAUGGGAAAUAUAAGUAGCACUGAUAAGGAAAUGCAUGUUCUUCAUAGACUGCAUUUCUAUUUGGAAAAAAAGACUUUUUCUACUUUUAAUAUAAAUUAAGCCAUAAGAGUUUCAUGCUUUGGGAAGGGAAUGAAAGGGAUCACUUUUAAGAGAUUAUAUUGAUAUGUAUUGUCACUUCUGCUGGGAAAUGUCUAUUGCUGCCAAUGCUUUGGUGAAUCUUUUUUUUAAAAAAAACCAUGAAAUUUGAAAAAAAAAGAAAAAAAGAAAGGGGCUAGUUCUUGGCUAUAUUUACUAGUUUUGUAGUAAUGUUUUGCUGGCCCGUUUGUCUUUUCCUCUCCUUUUUCUACUCAUAGUCUAAUUUCUAUCUUUCUUUCUAAUGUCUCUGAAAAUAUUAGCUUGUCUGCUCAGUAGGGGUCGGUGUAUGUGUGUCUUCCUUUUUACAGAAACGCACUACUGUGUUAAGUAUUUGGCUGGGAAAUGGGAUGCUGCAGCUUUAAGAGCAUUUUUUUUCAAUUCAUAACAGUAUUUCCCAUCCUCUUUUGCCUGCAGGCAGGGAAAGUGUAUGUACAGUAUUUAUUUUGUUUUGAUUUUACUUUAAAUUUGUAAGUUUCUAUAAGUAGUUCACAUUGAUUGUUCUAGGGGAGGACAAGUGGUUUUGUUUAAAUUUGUAUUUGAUAUUCAUAGUUUCCACUCUGUACUUUAAAAUACUGAAAUUAAAAAAUUGUAUUGCCUAUGUUUUGAUUUUAGCACUCUAAAGUGUUUAAUUUCUCCAGGCUUAUGCUCAUUUGUUCCCAUGUAAAUACAGAAAACUGUACAGAAUAUCAUGAGGAGAAAAAUGCUUUUGUAGGUCCAAUCUCUGUGCAUUUUAAAGAAGACAUUUUCUGGAGAAAUGUGAGAGGGAAUAUUCUUGUACUUUUUCUUUUAUUUUUCAAAGUGCAAAUCUCAUUUCAAUCCAAGUAUGUUUUAUGGCAACUAAAUGCAUUUUGUGAAGAUGUGAAUACUCGUUUUGAAUCCUGAUAUAAAAGGGUGGUGGAAGUGUUUGUGAUUGAUCAUAUUAGCAGAUCUAGAACUGCAAGAAGGGUGUCAAAUGGUAUUUUCAUGUUCUUGUUUUUUGUUCAGGUUUGUCUCAUGCUACUGAUGACUGACUCAUAUCUUGAUUAUUUUUUUUAAAUUACUUUUAUUUUUCCUUUAAGUGUAUGCAGUUUCUGGAAGAAGAGCUUUCUCUUUCACGCUUCCAUGUACUUUGUCAUACUUGCUUACAUCCUGGAUGACUUCUUUUCUGAUUUCUUUAAAUGCAUGUCAUCAUCUAGUUUACAGCUGUCAGCGUUCCCUGUUUUAACUCCCUAUGGCAGUACAGAGUUUGCAUGUGGGUACUCUACUUGGGGGUAAUGGAAGCAUUACUGUGUUGCACUCCAACUUCACGUAAUGCAUUUUCUUCUGCAGAUAGUAGUCCACGCUACUGAACUGCCUCAGUGCUGUGAUGGGCAGAUCCUUAGGUUCCACUGACAGUCAUUUUAUGAGAACCUUAGAUAAAUGAUACAGCAGUGGCAUUGGAAGAACCAGGUGUCAAAAAGUGUUUGAUUUGAGCAUCCUCUGCAGCUGCUCAAGUUUACUACUUAGCCUGGCUUUUAGUUUACAGAGAAUUUAUGGUUGACUGUAAUAAGUAGGAGAUCUGUUCGGAGACAGGACUUCAUUGUGCCAGGUGCUUUACAGGCAAAAACCAAGAAUGCUGAUCUCGUGAAACCAUGUACUGCUUGAGUAUAAGAUGGGAAUAGUUAAAAAGCCCCAACAAAAAAGUUCUGUGGCCUGAAGUUUAAAACAUGGUAGUGUUGUAGAUUUUGGUGGCAGAAACUUCUGUGCUGUUUCAAAAACAAGUUUUGAGUGGAGUAAGAAAUAGUGAGGAAAAAUAAUUAUUUAAGUACAGGGGGGAAAGAUUAAAUAUUCAUAUGUCCAGAAAUCAGUUCCUGCUGUAUUUUGACAUGCCUUUACAUCUUUUCAAUUAAUGUGUUAAAACUAAUUCUAAAUUUGGUUAGCCAAAGAUUUGCCAAAGAUCUGAAAGAGCUGUUUUUCUAUUAGAGCAACCACAUAUUUUGAAAAAGUCUUGAUCACUGUGAUUGAAGAGCAAUGCUACAACCUAUGCAUUUCCAUCAGACUCACUCAUCUGGGUUUGUCACGCUGAACUUGCUCAUACCAAUGUUUUGGUCUUAAAAGAAAGCGAUAGACUUGAGGGCACCUCAGUGGGCCACAAAUACAAGUUUCAUACCCAUAUAAAAACCUAUAUAAGCACCUUUACUAUUUGUCCUUUUGUUUUGCAAGCUAUGCUCCAGAGCUUUCCUCUGUGACUGCUUUUUGGUGCAUAAUUGGUAGGAUAAUACACUGGAAAAUGUGUGAAAUAUCUCGAAAGUGCUUCUUUACAUGCUACUGGAUAGCCUUGAGCACCUGGAGCCAUAUUUCCAUUAAAAGUCAGUUCCUGGUUUCUUACUUUUCUAUUUGAGGAGGAUUGUUCUUCCCUAAUGGACAGACGUAUUUUGAAGAUUUCAAGGCUACCAAAUUGAGACAAAAGAACCGAAUUUCUAAAGUCAGGGAAUGGGCAAGAUAUUCUUGGUAUCUGAAGACUAAAGUUGUUGGGUUUGUUUCUUUCUUUUUGGUUUGGUUUUUUUUUUUUUUUUCUUAAUCAACAGUCUUCUACUGCAUUUGAGGUAGAGUACCCCCUUGUAAAGUGCCUACAAACUUGGGUUUGUGUCCAUUUAGUGAAGGUCAACUCUCUGUCUUGAGGACUUGUCAUGACCUGCUUAAGUUGUGAAGCUAUUGUGGUGGUGGCUCAUUAGUUAAUAGAUUCAACCAAAUCUUUUCUUGUUUGUUUUGUUUAGAUAUAACUUUGGAUUGAUGAUGGAAACCUAAGUAGUAGAAUUAAUACGAAGUCAAUCAUGCUGAGUGUUGGUUUCUAUAGAAACUUUUUUUGUAUAGAAGUAUUUCUCCUGGGAGCCCUUGAAAUUAUGCUUUUACUGCUGGUAAGUAAUGUAAACUGUCUCAAGCCAAAAGUGAAUGAAGACUGAAACUGUAAAACCAGAAUGUUAUUGUUACUCAUUCUGAUACAGCCAGGAAUUUUAAAUGCCUUUGUUUCUACAGUGGUCAAUGACUAAAGUCUUCACCUGCAGAAGAAAUAGCUGGGUGAUAAAGACAGUGAAUAAAGUCUCUCAUUGCCAGAGCUCAUAGUAUUCCACCUAACAGGCGGCUAAUAGGACAGUUUGCUUUGUCUAGACUAAGGUCUGAUUUCUCUGAAGCCAAUUAUAUUCAGUCUUUAGAAUAAGUACUGCAAAUUUUUGAAGAAUUGUGUUUGGCUUAAUAGAUCUAUUUAUCUGUACUGCUCCUGCUGUAUUUGCUUUGGUCUUGGAAAAAAUACUCUACUUUGGAUCAUGUAAGUCAACUAAAAGAACAGUAUACAAAGA